Miscanthus lutarioriparius is the source of this 3525-nucleotide messenger RNA. The record is from the annotation of a GenBank genome assembly. Lineage: Eukaryota; Viridiplantae; Streptophyta; Magnoliopsida; Poales; Poaceae.
AUGGACGACGUGUGCGAGGGGAAGGACUUCUCCUUCCCGCAGCAGGAGGAGCGGGUGCUCGAGCUGUGGGCGAAGCUCGACGCCUUCCACGAGCAGCUCCGGCGCACGGAGGGCGGUGAGGAGUUCAUCUUCUACGACGGCCCCCCCUUCGCCACGGGCCUGCCCCACUACGGCCACAUACUCGCCGGCACCAUCAAGGACGUGGUCACCCGGCACCAGUCGAUGCGGGGCCGCCACGUCUCGCGACGCUUCGGGUGGGACUGUCACGGCCUCCCCGUCGAGUUUGAGAUCGACAAGGCGCUCGGCAUCACCAACCGGCAGCAGGUGUUCCACCUCGGCAUCGGCAAGUACAACGAGACGUGCCGCAGCAUCGUCACCAAGUACGUCUCCGAGUGGGAGGCCAUGGUCACACGCACGGGGAGGUGGAUUGACUUCAAGAACGACUACAAGACCAUGGACAUCAACUUCAUGGAGAGCGUCUGGUGGGUGUUUGCACAGCUCUGGGAGAAGGACCUCGUCUAUAAGGGCUUCAAGGUCAUGCCUUACAGCACAGGAUGCAAAACUGCACUGUCAAACUUUGAGGCAGCACUGGACUAUAGGGCUGUUCCUGACCCAGUGGUCAUGGUAUCCUUCCCUAUUGUUGGUGAUGCGGACAAUGCAGCUCUUGUUGCAUGGACGACAACACCCUGGACACUUCCAAGUAACCUAGCGCUGUGUGUCAAUGCCAAUCUCAUGUAUGCAAAGGUUAAAGACAAAUCAAAUGGAGCAGUAUAUGUUAUUGCAGAAUCUAGGCUUGGGCAGUUACCCGUUAAGGCCAAAGCUUCAGGAAAGAAGCAGGCACCUUCAAAGGGAAGCAAUGCUGAAGCUGUUCAGGAUGGUUUGGACAAGGAAUCAUAUGAGCUGUUGGCAAAGAUUCCUGGGGCAUCCUUGGUUGGCUUAAAAUAUACUCCUCUAUUUGAUUUUUUCAUUGAACUUCAAGAGACUGCCUUCAGAGUGAUUGCGGAUAACUAUGUCACGGAUGAUAGUGGAACGGGUGUUGUCCAUUGUGCUCCUGCUUUUGGUGAAGACGACCAUCGUGUUUGCCUUGCUGCUGGCAUAUUUGAGACUGCUGGACUUGUUGUCGCUGUUGAUGAUGACGGGUGCUUUAUUGAAAAAAUAUCUGAUUUUAAAGGGCGAUAUGUCAAAGAAGCCGACAAGGAUAUCAUCAAUGCUGUUAAGGAUAAAGGAAGACUCAUUAGUAAAGGGAGUAUUGAGCACUCUUACCCAUUUUGUUGGCGAUCGGGUACUCCUCUUAUUUAUCGGGCUGUUCCAAGCUGGUUUGUCAAGGUUGAGAAGAUUAAGGACCAGUUGCUGGAAUGUAACAAGGAGACUUACUGGGUGCCUGACUAUGUUAAGGAAAAAAGAUUUCACAACUGGCUUGAAGGUGCUCGCGAUUGGGCUGUUAGCAGAAGUAGAUUCUGGGGUACUCCACUUCCAUUGUGGAUAAGUCAAGAUGGUGAAGAAAUUGUUGUUAUGGAUUCUAUCGAGAAGCUUGAAAAAUUAUCUGGAGUCAAGGUCACGGAUCUUCACCGACACUAUGUUGAUGAUAUUACAAUUCCCUCUAAGAGAGGACCUGAGUUUGGGGUGCUCAAACGUGUUGAUGAUGUUUUCGACUGCUGGUUCGAGAGUGGGUCAAUGCCAUAUGCCUACAUUCACUAUCCAUUUGAGAAUCGGGAACUAUUUGAAAAGAACUUUCCUGGCAAUUUUGUGGCAGAGGGUUUGGAUCAAACUCGUGGAUGGUUCUAUACUUUGAUGGUUCUAUCAACAGCACUGUUUGGGAAGCCUGCAUUUAAGAAUCUUAUAUGCAAUGGCCUUGUCUUGGCUGAGGAUGGUAAGAAAAUGAGCAAGAGUAAAAAGAACUAUCCUCCACCCAAAGAUCUCAUUGACGAGUUUGGAGCGGAUUCUCUGCGACUAUAUUUGGUAAACUCUCCAGUUGUACGUGCAGAGUCUCUACGAUUCAAACGUGCUGGUGUCUUUGCUGUUGUGAAAGAUGUCUUCCUCCCAUGGUAUAACGCAUACAGAUUCUUUGUCCAAAAUGCAAAGAGACUGGAAGUUGAGGGUCUUGCCUCAUUUUCUCCGAUGGAACAAGCGGUACUUCUGAAGUCAUCCAAUGUGUUGGAUCACUGGAUAAACUCUGCAACUGAAAGUCUAGUUAGCUUUGUUCACCAGGAGAUGGAUGCAUAUCGGCUUUACACGGUUGUGCCGUAUUUGGUAAAAUACAUUGACUACCUUACUAACAUAUAUGUGCGUUUGAACCGCAAACGAUUCAAAGGACGUACUGGAGAAGAAGACUGCAGAAUUUCUCUUUCAACACUCUACCAUGUUCUUGUAACAACAUGCGUGGUGAUGGCUCCAUUUACACCAUUCUUUACUGAAGUUCUUUAUCAAAAUUUGCGGAAGGUGUCAAGUAAAUCUGAGGAGAGCAUUCACUUCUGCAAGUUCCCUUCCACAACUGGCGAGAGAGAUGAGCGUGUUGAGCAAAGUGUAAAUAGGAUGGUGACCAUCAUUGAUCUUGCACGUAAUAUUCGUGAGCGGCAUAACAAAGCUCUCAAAACACCACUCAAGGAGAUGGUGGUUGUGCAUCCAGACAAUGACUUUCUCGAAGACAUCACUGGCAAACUGAAAGAGUAUGUCAUGGAGGAAAUCAAUGUUAAGACUGUCACUCCAUGUAAUGACCCCUUGCUGUACGCUUCUCUGCGAGCCGAGCCUAAUUUCAGCGUGCUAGGAAAAAGACUUGGAAAAGACAUGGGCAAAGUAUCAAAUGCGGUGAAGAAGAUGACUCAGGAAGAGAUCUUGGCCUUUGAAAAGAGUGGAGAGAUUUCAUUCUUCGGUCAUUGCUUGAAGCUAGAUGAUAUCAAGGUCAUCCGACAAUUCAAGCGUCCUGAAAACGUGUCAGAGAAGGAGAUUGAUGCUGCAGGAGAUGGUGAUGUUUUAGUCAUUUUAGAUCUACGAGCUGACCAGUCAUUGUUUGAAGCUGGAGUGGCUCGAGAGGUUGUGAACAGGAUCCAGAAAUUACGGAAGACUGCUCAGCUUGAACCUGCUGAUCCAGUUGAUGUGUAUUACGAAUCCGUGGGCAAUGACAAAAACACACUGGAAGAGAUUUUGAAGUCACAUGAUCAGUAUAUAAGAGACGCACUUGGUUCGCCAAUUGUUCCAAAGGAAAUGGCACCAAAAGAUGUUGUAGUACUUGGUGAGGAGUCGCACAAUGUACAUGACAUGUUAUUUGUCAUAUGCAUUGCAAGGUCCACCCCAAUUCUUUCACCAGAUCUUCUUUCUCAUGCCUCAGGCAACAGCAAUCAUGUGGAGGCGUUGAGAGUAUAUCUUCUGUCAAGGUCUCUUUCCAGAUUGAAGAACCAGUUCCAAACUGGAAAUGGCAUGAUUACGGUCACGGUCGACUGCAUUGAAGGUUAUCCACCAAUCAGUUUACAGCUAGGAAAGCAUGUUUUUCUAAGUUCAGGGGAUUUUUAUCUGGCUAGUCGAUCCUAG